AAUUUUCUUUAUUUUGUUUUCAGAGAAACUUGCUAGAUUAUUGUACGUCUUUUUGCCUGUCACCUUCUCAACCAUGACGACUAUGUUGGCUUUCAUAGUAGCAGUGGUUGCGCUGCUGGGUGUCUCAACAGGGCUCGCUGUGCCAGAAAUGAAGAGUGCUCUUGUACCGCAGCCUCAACCGCUUGACGACAGCCGGGCAGACGUGAAGCUUGUUUCAAUUCCCAUGUGCCCCCUGGUAACAGGCAUCCAGCUAGACGUAAUUAAGCCAUGCAUCGCCCGGUCGUCCGGUCUCUGUAUGGAUGACAUGGAUUGUGAUGGUGAACAGGUUUGCUGUCCUGCGGACGACUGCGGCAACAAGCAGUGCGUUAAGAAGAAGAAACUGACGCCACCAUCGCAUGGAUGAAAGUGAAUUGGACAUGU
This is a messenger RNA of Hyalella azteca, 420 nucleotides long. RefSeq lists its product as uncharacterized. The record is from RefSeq and is a predicted model, not a curated record. Lineage: Eukaryota; Metazoa; Arthropoda; Malacostraca; Amphipoda; Hyalellidae.